Spodoptera frugiperda (fall armyworm) is the source of this 2755-nucleotide messenger RNA. It is a transcript of the gene Ifrd1, whose product is annotated as interferon-related developmental regulator 2. The coding region runs from base 263 to 1822 and encodes 519 amino acids. NCBI's taxonomy places the organism in Eukaryota, Metazoa, Arthropoda, Insecta, Lepidoptera, Noctuidae. The transcript is spliced from 11 exons. The record is from RefSeq and is a predicted model, not a curated record.
UGAACAAAAAGUGACAGCGCAUUGCGCAAAGCGGGGAGUUUAUAGUGUGCAUGUUACUCGGUUAAACAUGUUAAAAAGUUUUUCGGAAAUUUUAGUUUUAUGUUAUAUUCCGUGCCCCGAUUGUUCAACAAGAACUGAUAUAUUGAACUUUUCUCCAUCUUGAUUAAGUGACAUACGUAGUUAAAAUAAAUACAUAGUGAAUAUCUAAUUAUAUAAAAUAGAGUCUAUUGUAAGUAAUCGUUCGAAAAAAACAUCAUCCACAAUGCCUAAAGGAAAGAAAAAAGGAAAAUACGAGCACAAAAGAACAGAACAGGCUUACUCUUCAGACGAAGACGCCGGCAUAGACAUGACCAUAGACAACAUGUCUGAGACCUCCGCUCAGUCGGACCUUAAGAGCAUCCAUGAUGAUCCAGGCAACCCAAAGGGCAGGAAGGUCAGAGAAACCAGGAUCAUAUGGAAAAAGACACAAAAUAAAGAAAUUCUACCAGAGGAACUACAAUGGUCAGAAACACAACGAAACUUUAGAUUUGAAGGGCCGAGGCUGUAUUUGAAGAAAAUUGUGAAGGAACCUGACCCGAAAGAAAAGGAAUUAAAGGACCAGCACUUAAAUAUGUAUUAUAGACCUCCGUCACCAGAAUCGGAAACCGAGAUAGAUCACAAAGCUUUGAGAGAGAGCGAAAUCCAAGAGAAAUUCGAAGAGAAGGUGCUAGAACUGAUUGAGUCGCUGAACGCUCGCGCUAAUGCGGCGCGUGCUACAGCGUUCGUAUCGCUGCGUGCAGCGCUGCAGCGGCGUGCACUGGACGGCCUGUUGUCCUCGCACCGCGCUACAUUGGCUGACCAUGUGUCCAGAGCCCUGCGACGAGGAAAGGAUGGGGAGAAAAAGGCUGCAGCUGCUAUUGCACCGUUGCUGGCUUUACAGAUUGGAGAGGAAGGCACAGAAGAAUUCGUUCGCGAAGUUCGGCCCGCUCUCAUUGCUGCCUGCACAGACAAAUCCGCUUCCCUCGACACACGCACUGAGUGCUGUUCAUCUCUGGCUGUGCUCUGCUACUUAAUGGAAGACGACCUCACCGAGAUCUUAGAGGUCAUGCGCAUGUACGAGACCAUCUUCAGUGGUAGCUACCUCAAGGGCGACGGCAGCGUGAAGGUGUCUGGCGCGGCGGUGGAGGAGGGCGCGUGGCACGCGGCGGCGCUGGACGCCUGGAGCCUACUGCUGCCGCUACUGUCGCCCGGACACGCGCUGCAGCUGCUCACCAACCAGGCGCCGUCCUUCGCCAGGCUCGGGGACUUACUCGAAGCUGUCUCACUUGAGGUCCGUAUGGCGGCGGGUACAGCGUUAGCCAUCGCUUACGAGGCGGUGACGGACGAGGACGGAGCCACCGAGCCUGCCAUCACGGCGCUGGUGGACGCCAUGUUGCCGCGGCUCAGUGAACUCGCGCGCGACUCGCACAAAUUCCGCGCCAAGCGAGACCGCAAGCUGCAGCGUGCUACUUUCCGAGACAUUCUCAAGUACUUUGAGGAGGGAGAGGUCCCGAGUAUGUCGGUCCGCGUGGGAGUCGAGACAGCAUCUUGGUCGUCGUGGUCGGGCGCGGCGUCGUACGGCGCGCUGGCCGCGGCGCUGGGCGGCGCGCUGCAGGCGCUGGCCCCGCGCUCGCUCGUACUGCGCGCCGCGCUCGGCCUCUCCGACGUACUGCCGCAACCCAUGCAGCUCGCCCACAAACAGAGCAAGCUCGAACGGCACCUACAAAACAACGCGGCGUGCAAGGCGCGUACACUGGCACGCAAGAAGAACAGAGACAAGCGUUCCGCGGCGCUCGCCAUGUGAACAGUCCCCCGCACCCCGCCGCCUGUCCCCUGUAACCCGCACGGUUCAUCACUCGACAUCUUUCGGUUUAGUUAGAGCUUAGUUUAACGCUAGCAACCGUCAAUUGGACGCCUUACCUAGUAGUGUCACCGCCGGCGGCAGUAGAACCAGCCCCUUACAUAAACAGGCUGCGUGGCCGCCGGACGAUGUGAGAGGUUCGUGUUAGGUUAAAGUAGGCUAGUUGUUAACCAAAGAAAUUCGUAUUAUUUUGAAAAUACAAGUUGGAACCGUCUAUUUCGAGGCAUCUCGUCGAUUUAAUUGUAUUUCUCUCUCACUACCCAGCACCAUCUCGGUCGAUCCUUUACGGUGUUGAUGUGUUUUAAAAUUGAUAUUAUUGCGAUCGAUGUUUUCAUAUCAUUUUGUAUAAUAGAACAUUUAAUUCUUACUCCAUGCCUUGGUGGUCUGGUGGUACUCCAUUCCGAACUGAUACUGCCGGCACAUAGAACUUAAAUGUUGCUAUUUUUUAGUUAAAUAUUUUACUUUAAUUAUACUUAUGUUAUAUUAUUGAUAAUUUUGUAUUUAAAUUGACCGUUUGUGUGUUAAUAUAGAUUACAAUAUAAUUUAUUAGGUUAAUGUGUCACUGCAUUGAUUGUUUUACUUUCAAUGAAACUAUGUAUUGGUAAAAUCAAGUUGUGAAGUAAGGGCGAUUAUAUUAAAGAUUUUUAAAAGGAAUAUUUUCUUUGACUUGUGCUGUUCGUACGAACAUCUCGUAUUUUAUGUAUAUGUGAGUCGUAUGUGUAUCCGCGAGAGGAUGAAUGCAUCACAGUGCAAUUCAUAUGUUUAUAUAUAAAGAUUCUCUAUAAAUAUUAUUUUAAUUAUAAUUCGUUUCAGGUCCCUGCAUGUGUAACAUAUAAGAUAAACGAAAUGUUAAAAUAAUAUUUAUUACGAGAACCA